AACGGAAACCCAAAUUUUGUCACUUUGCAUUUCUGCAGAACUAAGUUUUACAACGGAGUAACAAUCAGUUCCUCUUUCCAUGUCACAAAACUAAUCAUUAAUGGCACCUCAGAUGAAGAAAAAUAGUUUCAAAGAAGGGAGGAUAUAAUGGGGGAUGUUUGCUCCAUUGAGAGUAGUCAUGAUUGGGCUUACCUUGGAUGCACCACAUGCAAUGCCAAAUUGGUUCCUGAAGCUAUUAGGUUUAAAUGCAGUAAAUGCAAUAUGUCACUUUCAACUGGUGCCUACAGGAGAAGAGGAAGAGCAGGGUGACGACAGAGAAAUGGACGAAGAGUAUGAUGUGAUCGUACUCGGUACUGGUCUCAAGGAAUGCAUCCUCAGCGGCCUUCUCUCCGUCGAUGGCCUAAAGGUUCUACAUAUGGACAGAAAUGACUAUUAUGGAGGAGAAUCAACUUCGCUAAACCUUGUUCAGCUUUGGAAGAGAUUUAGAGGAAGUGACACGCCUCCUGCCACGUUGGGAUCUUUUAGGGACUACAAUGUUGACAUGAUUCCCAAGUUUAUUAUGGCAAAUGGUGUUCUUGUACGGGUUCUUAUUCAUACUGAUGUUACAAAAUAUCUUAGCUUCAAAGCAGUUGAUGGAAGCUUUGUCUAUAACAAGGGAAAGGUUCACAAGGUUCCAGCUACUGAUAUGGAGGCCCUAAAGUCUCCACUCAUGGGCUUGUUUGAGAAGCGUCGUGCAAGAAAGUUCUUUAUAUAUGUCCAGGAUUAUAAUGAGAGUGAUCCUAAAACACAUGAUGGGAUGGAUCUUACAAAGGUCACAAGUAAAGAGCUUAUUGGAAAAUUUGGCCUUGAUGCCAACACAGUGGACUUCAUUGGGCAUGCCUUGGCUCUACACAGAGAUGAUCACUACUUGAGCGAACCUGCACUAGAUACUGUGAAGAGAAUAAAGUUAUAUUCAGAGUCCCUUGCACGUUUUCAAGGUGGAUCGCCUUAUAUUUAUCCUUUGUAUGGUUUGGGAGAGUUACCCCAGGCAUUUGCCCGGCUAAGUGCUGUGUAUGGGGGUACCUAUAUGUUGAAUAAACCUGAAUGCAAGGUAGAGUUUGACGAGGAAGGCAAGGUAGUGGGUGUAACAUCAGAAGGAGAAACUGCCAAGUGCAAGAAAGUCGUAUGCGAUGCUUCAUAUUUGCCCGGAAAGGUUAGAAAGGUAGGCAAGGUUGCAAGAGCAAUUGCGAUAAUGAGCCAUCCAAUUCCAAAUACCAAUGAUUCACACUCAGUACAGAUUAUUUUGCCUCAGAAGCAGCUCGGUCGCAAAUCAGACAUGUAUUUAUUCUGCUGUUCCUACACCCACAAUGUUGCUCCAAAGGGCAAAUUUAUUGCAUUUGUCUCUACAGAAGCAGAAACUGAUAACCCCGAUACUGAAUUGAAGCCAGGAAUUGAUCUUCUUGGGCCUGUGGACGAGAUAUUUUUUGAGACUUAUGACAGAUUUGAACCAGUCAAUGAACCAUCUGCGGACAACUGUUUCAUUUCAACAAGCUACGAUGCUACGACACACUUUGAGUCAACAGUAGAUGAUGUGCUGAAGAUGUAUACCUUGAUAACUGGAAAGGCUCUUGACCUUAAUGUGGAUCUUAGUGCUGCCAGUGCUGCGGAAGAGUGAGCCACAACGUCGUUUCUUGUCUGAUCAACCGCCCUCCAUGUUUACCAGCCAGUAACAUUUUCUUUACCGGUUCGGUGUACGCAGUAUAACUUUUACCGCAAACUCUUCUUUUGUCUUUUAUGAUGUUAUGCAAUUCAACAGAGGAUUAUGUUUGUGAUGAUGGAUUUCCCAGGGGGCUAAUCUGGGAUUAAAAUCUAUCACACGUUGCAUGGAAAGCUUUUUGUAACACACCUCAAUAGUAGGAUCAAUAAGAAUGGUUCUGGUUU
Messenger RNA from Cuscuta campestris, 1920 nucleotides. The record is from the annotation of a GenBank genome assembly. NCBI's taxonomy places the organism in Eukaryota, Viridiplantae, Streptophyta, Magnoliopsida, Solanales, Convolvulaceae.